Didymodactylos carnosus is the source of this 483-nucleotide messenger RNA. NCBI's taxonomy places the organism in Eukaryota, Metazoa, Rotifera, Eurotatoria, Philodinida, Philodinidae. The record is from the annotation of a GenBank genome assembly.
AAACUACUGAGUAAACCAGUAACACCAGUUCAAUCACAACCGACAAAAGCUGUUGCUACUCCUACCACCACCAAAACGUCGAAAUCAAGCAGUAGUGAUAGUGAAUCGUCGGAAGACGACAAAAAGAGAAUAAAAUUGAUGAAACAAGGAAAUAAAGAAACUGUGGAACACCAAAAUGGUGCUGAUGAUGAAACUAAUAACCGGGAGGAAAGACCUUCAAACGGAACGCAGAGAAAGACAUCGCCAUUUCGUCGUGUAAAAGAUGAGGACGCUGAUCCGGAAUAUUUGAAACUUGUUGGAAAAAAUUCAUUUGAUAACAAACAUGGUGCUCGUGGUUCUUGGGGUGAAAAAGCUAGUCAGGAUCUCAUUAAUACUCGUGGUAAAAGUUUUCGUCAUGAAAAAACGAAAAAGAAACGUGGUUCAUAUCGCGGCGGAAAAAUUGACACACAAAUAUACUCAAUCCAAUUUGAUGACUCGGAAUAG